Molecule: messenger RNA, 1920 nt
Organism: Sardina pilchardus (European sardine)
Lineage: Eukaryota; Metazoa; Chordata; Actinopteri; Clupeiformes; Clupeidae
Product: H-2 class II histocompatibility antigen, I-E alpha chain-like
Exons: 4
Coding region: 109-825 (238 amino acids)
Biological process (GO): antigen processing and presentation; immune response
Cellular component (GO): membrane; MHC class II protein complex
Source: RefSeq, a predicted model, not a curated record
UUGAUCUGAUUGGAUGAGCGUGUCUCAGUUGAGUUUGCCUGUAUCUGACAGACUUGGAUUUCCUUUCGCCCGCACUGUUCAACUCAGUCCGGAGCAGACCCUGUGAAGAUGACUCUAACAGAGAUAUUUCUCAUUAUUGCUGGGAUUCUGUACACGGAGGCCAUUAAGGAUGUGCACGUGGCUGUUGACAUGGUGGGCUGCACAGACUCAGACGGAGAGGUCAUGUACGGACUGGACGGGGAGGAGACGGGCCACGCGGACUGGAAGGCCCAGAAGUUUGUGAUGACGCUGCCUGCGUUUGCUGAUCCGUUUGCGUACCCGGAGAGCGCAUAUGAGAGUGCACUUACUCAGCAGAAAUCCUGCAAAGAACAUCUGGCAACAAGUGUCAAUUUUACCAAUAGCCCAGCAGUGGCAGAGGCACCCCCCUCCACCUCCGUGUACCCCAAAUCUAAGAUGAAGACGGGCGUUGAGAACACUCUGGUCUGCUUCAUCACUGCGUUCUACCCGCCCCGGCUCCACGUGUCCUGGACCAGGAACAACAAGGUGGUGAGCGAGGGAGUGAGCCACAGCCAGCUGCGGGUCAACCUCAACGACGGCUCCUUCACCAUGUUCUCCACCCUGCAGUUCACCCCUCACGAGGGGGACAUGUACACCUGCGCCGUGCAGCACUCCACGCUGGAGAGACCCAUGACCAGAGAGUUCGAUGUUGUGAUGUCGGAGCCCAGUGUUCUUCCAACAGUGCUGUUUGGAGUGGGUGUGGGUGCGGCGGCGCUGGGAGCAGCUAUUGGAGUAUUCUUCAUCGUCAAGGGAAACCAGUGCAACUGAACCUGCGUUCUGCUGUAGUCAUCACCUGAACCUGCGCUCUGCUGUGCUCAACACAGCAUCAACUGUUCCUAUCAGACAUUUAGAUUUACUGGACUUACUCUAAAGAACAGAUAUUAACUCUGGCUCUCAGUCUCAGCUCUCAUUCAUCCCACUCAUCAUUCAUCUCACUCGGUGCAGGCCUGCCAAGUUCAUCCACACCAAUCUCUGUCAUCCAUGUCUUUAUGGACCUUGCUUUAUGCACUGGUGCACCGUUAGUAUGUUGGAACAGGAAGGGGCCAUCGUUGAGCUGGGCUUGGUCCCUCAGUUCCAGUGAAAGGAACUCUGAAUGCUUCAGCAUUAACCAAGAGAUUUUGGACAAUUCCAUGCUCCCAACAGUUUGGGGAUGGCCCCUUACAUUGUUUGGCAAUUUCAUUCAAAUUCCCUGGAACAUUAGGCACAGAUAUAGCAGCACAUUAGUAAUGUGAAUUGUAAGUUAUGACUUUAUGUAAACUUCAGUUAUAUUUUCUGUAAUGAAUAAAAGAUAAUAAAUGGUAAAAAAAAAAAGCUAAAAUGAUUGGUUUUCCAUGUGAGAUCUGUGAUGUGUCUCUAUUAUUGAUAAUGAUUGGUUUUGAACUCUAUGAAGGCGCUUUCAGCUCAACAGGGGUGUCACUAGCACAUGAGCACAUUUGGGGCUUAGGCUAUAGAGUCUAACCGUUUCUCUUAAUUUUACCUGCUCUUGCUGUUCACUUUUAGUAAUGAAUCCACCGACGAUAGCCUCAUUUGCGCCACAUUGAUUGUAUAUUAUGGACAAUAAUAUUAUGACAAUUAAAGCAACACUAAAGCAUUUGUCCUCUGUCACACGCACGCUAUUUGUUUAUCCAGCAAUAACGAUGUCAACAGACAAUGCAAUCUGGUAAAUUAUAGUGUGGUUAUAGCCGAUAGAGGGCCGCAAAGUGAAUGCAGAAGUGCCGUUCACCCUGUUAUGAAACGCUGAAAUGAUUUUGGAAACAUUAUUUUAAGGUACAAGCAACUCUUUAGUGUUGCUUUAAAGGAUGUAAUGACAUGCUGUUAUUUUGACAUUGACAUUGUUUGCUAUUAAAAACAAAUAUAGCAAUA